This is a messenger RNA of Pecten maximus, 2751 nucleotides long. RefSeq lists its product as uncharacterized. Lineage: Eukaryota; Metazoa; Mollusca; Bivalvia; Pectinida; Pectinidae. Gene Ontology annotation, molecular function: chitin binding. The record is from RefSeq and is a predicted model, not a curated record. The transcript has 14 exons. Bases 178 to 2751 code for a protein of 857 amino acids.
ACCACUCACACAACUACAACAACUACUCCUACAACUACAACAACUACUCCUACAACUACAACAACUAGUCUCACAACUUCAACCACCGUUUCUACAACCACCACCACUCCUACAUCAACAACCCCUCUUGCACCAUCUACGCCAGCUACUACUACUGCUGUUUUACCAGUUGUGGUUAUGGAUGACGUCACUGCCGUUUUAAAGGAGCCAGCACGGCUGGAAUGCAUCGUGAUGGAUGUUGGUGACUGGAACAAUAUCACUAUCGUUCUUAUUGGAAGUGAUGAUGUUGUCUACAAGAGAGGCGAGGAUGACUACACAGAAAACGGAAAUAAUGUGACAGUCUCCAUUGAUAUAUCCUUUACACAAUGCGAUGAUGCGGGUAUCUACACGUGUGCAGUUGAUAACGCAGUUACAGACACAGCAGAAGUACAUGUCACAGGAAAACCAGAAAAUGUUACACUGAGUUUGUCCACACUGCUUUACGAGGGACAACCAACGUCUGCUGUUUGUGAAGCGAUCGGAACAGACGACAUAAACAUUGAACUUCAUGUAAAGGAGCCAUUAUCAUCAACGUUCAAAAUCAUCGCCGCAGAAAUGACAUCACAACAAGAACAUAACGACUGCGUGAUUUUAUCUUCUGCUUCAUUCGACUUUGUUCCUAGUUUUGUGGACAACGGGACAGAAUUAAAGUGUGUAGCAGAGAACACAAAACUGGGUGUGACGAGCGAGUCCAAGAUAGAACUGAUCACUGUUAUCAGGGGAGAUGUGUCAUUCGACAGCUAUCACGAUACACUAGAUGACGGCGACGUGUCACCUUCUUUCCGAUGUACAGCCUCAAACACUUCACCUUCAUCGAGAAUGACAAUUUAUAGACGUGAUGUCCUUGGUAAUGAUACUACACUCGUCAUUUAUGAUGGUGCCAACGUUCAGUAUGAUAACACACGAAUACAAAAUGGAGAAAUAUCUUCCGACGGAAAUGAUCUGGUACUAACAUUUGAAAUCAGCAAUGUGGCAUGUGAGGACAUCGGUAUAUACAGCUGUGUAGUCAAUAACAGCAUUUCCAUUUUGACGUCACCAGACAAAGUUACUACCGUAAAACGUCCCCCAGGAUUCCCCAAACUGGAGCUGGAUCCACACCAGACAACCAUACCUAAUGAUCCACAGGCCCCGUCACACAGACAUAAAUGCAGUGUGGAUGUUGGGUACCCGGAGGGUAAGAUGGUGAUUGAAAUACUACGGGCAGACGCUGUCACGUUUGAGGAGCUUCCAUCAACCGAUCUGAAGAGUGUGUCAGUCGAUCCUCCCACAUGGGAAUGCAGCGACACCUUAAGAACUAUGUCAUUCGGAAUCAGUUUCCAGGAUGACAUGGAAGGAGCGUUGGUCCGAUGUGUUGCUGUGAAUGGUGACGGGGACUUCAGGACAUAUUCACACAACGCCACUAUAGAACUUGUACCAGACAAUAUAUGCGAAGAUUUAGGAGGCGACAAAGUAACAGCUCAUCCUAAUAACUGUCACAAACACGUGGAGUGUUAUAGUGGAGUGUUAGUAGUUAAUCAGUGUGGAGACCAAUGUUUCGUGUCCAAACAGACGUAUGCUGACUGUGACGACUGUGACAAUGUACCCUGUCCUCCUCCAACUACCACUCCUCCGCCAUCGACAACGCCUGUCGGUCCAACAUUGCUAACUUGUGACGAUAUGUCAGAAUAUAUCGAUGAUGCAGCAUUCCUUCAGUGUCAAAUUACAAGUAGUAAUUUUGAUACAAUUGCCCUAUCACACGUAUCCGCGAUAUCAGCUGGGACAGACAUGCAACCAUUAGGAAGUAUCACGAAGUCUUCAAAGGAGAUCACGACGACGGAUCCCGUUUGGAGCAGCCUUGACCUUUCAUACCACAAAGCUGGGUCGAUGGAAUAUAUGAACAUCACCAUACCCAAAAUAGCCUGCGCCAUGAGUGGAACAUUCUCCGUAAACUUAACCAAUGGUAAUCAGUCGUCUGUGACCACUUCACAGAUAAAUGUAUUAGGAGAUACCACAUUAACUACCACGCAAUCUUCAGGUGACCAGCCAACGACAACAACAGAACAAGAUGUGUCGUUCGAUCAGCCUGAAUACGUUGGUGUAUUAGAUGGAAGCGGAUUAACUAUGACGUGUAGAGUCCUAUCCUCGUCCUGGGAAUAUAUUGACGUUAGCCGUCAAGAUCCUGCUGCGGACGUUCUGAUUGCAAGAGUAAACCGAUCCUUGAUAACAGAGCCAUUGUCUCCCCGGAUAACCGCCAGUCAGACGGAUGAAGGAAAUGUCGUCGUUACAUUUACCAAGGUGAAUUGCAGCGAUGCUGGGACUUACAUCUGUGUAUUGAAUGACGACACACCAGUCAAGAUUCAAUCGCCAGACUCGGUACUGAAUAUCCGACGUAUUCCGUCAGUUCCCGUAUUCGAUUUAAAUGGUCACCAGAUUGUCGGCUCGAGCUUGAACACUCUUCACAAACAUAAAUGUACUGGAGAUGUGGGUUAUCCUGCCGGAGAUUUAAAAGUUCAGUACGCAGCCGCAGGAUCUUCUCUAUUCAGUGAAAUUUCCGUGUCAAACAUUGAGAAUACACCGAGUGAAUGGCUGUGUAACAGUACAGAACGAACGAUGGAAUUCGAGAUAGACUUCCAACCCGACAUGGAUGGGGGAGUGAUCAGUCUCAACAGUUACAACAACUACAGCCCCAUCUACUACAACAGUUCAACCAGAUGUGUCCUUCGAUCAGCCUGA